CGGGACUUCCAUCGCGUUGGGACUUUCAGAUACUGUUCUGUUCCUGAUUUUUUUUUUCCCAGUCGCGUCCGUGACUCGAGAGUGAGCCCAGUUACGAGUGGCUGAGUCUUCAACAUAUUAAUGACAAUGGCGACCAAUGCUACCAAACCGAAGCCGGAGAGACUUCCCAUCACUGUCUCCAAGCCUACCCCGUACACUUUCGAUCUUGGCUACUUGCUUGCCAAUGACCCCAACCCCCUUGAAAUCUCCCGCUCCGAGCCGCUGGAGACCACUUUGAAGGCCACGGCUCGCGACGGCACCCAGUCUCUCCUCAACCAGCUUCUGACGACCUGCCCCAUCACCUCUUCACAGCAGGGUGUACUCCUCGCUCUUCCUACCCCUGCCACCGCUCUUCCCCGCCAUAAGCCCCUGCCAACGCCGAAGCCGCCGACCAAGUGGGAGCUGUUCGCACGCAAGAAGGGUAUUGGCAAAUUCAGCAGCAAGCCUGGCGCGGCUUUGGCUGACAAGGAGCGCCGCAAGAAGCUUGUGUACGAUGAAGAGAAGGGUGAGUGGGUACCUCGCUGGGGUUACAAGGGCAAGAAUAAGAACGAGGAUGAAUGGUUGGUGGAGGUAAACGAGAAGGACUGGAAGAAGGAGGAAGAGGCAGCUGCCAAGGGCAGCUCCAUUCGGGGAAUCUCGCGCGCUGAACGCAAAGACAGGAUACGGCGCAAUGAAAGAAAAAUGCGGUCGAAUGAGCGCAAGUCGAGAAAGGCUGGUGGUGGUUAAGGUAGGCGGAAAAGAUCUUUGCGGUUCGAGAAAGCAUGGUUGUAUCAUUCGAAAUAACCCCUCAUUUGCCUCAUUUCAAGGGGCUUUCUUUAUACGGCGUUCGGUCGGAGUCGCUGGUCCACAGGUCUUGAAUAUCAAUUUGCCUACGUAUACACCUUGUCGUUGGCAUGCCCAC
This is a messenger RNA of Aspergillus saccharolyticus JOP 1030-1, 940 nucleotides long. RefSeq names its product ribosome biogenesis protein RRS1. Bases 121 to 765 code for a protein of 214 amino acids. Gene Ontology annotation, cellular component: nucleus; nucleolus; preribosome, large subunit precursor. Gene Ontology annotation, molecular function: protein binding. The transcript is spliced from 2 exons. NCBI's taxonomy places the organism in Eukaryota, Fungi, Ascomycota, Eurotiomycetes, Eurotiales, Aspergillaceae. Gene Ontology annotation, biological process: ribosomal large subunit biogenesis; ribosomal large subunit export from nucleus; endonucleolytic cleavage in ITS1 to separate SSU-rRNA from 5.8S rRNA and LSU-rRNA from tricistronic rRNA transcript (SSU-rRNA, 5.8S rRNA, LSU-rRNA). The record is from RefSeq and is a predicted model, not a curated record.